Molecule: messenger RNA, 846 nt
Organism: Salvelinus namaycush (lake trout)
Lineage: Eukaryota; Metazoa; Chordata; Actinopteri; Salmoniformes; Salmonidae
Gene: cln6b
Product: CLN6 transmembrane ER protein b
Exons: 7
Coding region: 1-846 (281 amino acids)
Source: RefSeq, a predicted model, not a curated record
AUGGAAUCAUCUCUGCUGAAGCCCAAGUUCCACCUGGACCUGUGGGUCAGUUUCACCAUCCAGAACUGGCUGCUGGACUUCGGGAGGCCCAUUGUCAUGAUCAUCCUCCCUCUAGAGUGGUUCCCCCUGAACAGACCCAGUGCUGGGGACUACUUCCACAUGGCUUACAACAUCAUCACACCCUUCCUGCUUCUCAAGCUGAUCGAGCGUAGCCCCAAGACCCUGCCCCACUCCGCCGUGUACCUGUGCAUCAUCACCUUUGUGAUGGGCGCCAGCAUCCACCUGGUGGGUGACUCCAUUAACCAUCGCCUCCUGUUGAGUGGCUACCAGCUCCAUUUGUCUGUCAGAGAGAAUCCCAUCAUCAAGAACCUCCAGCCUGCCUCUCUGAUAGAUUCAUUUGAGCUACUUUACUAUUAUGAUGAAAAGCUUGGCCAUUCUAUGUGGUAUGUUCCCUUCUUCCUCAUCCUCUUCCUCUACUUCACUGGUUGCUUCACACACAUCAAGGAGGAGAAGAGGAUGCCGCUCGCUGCUUGGUUUCUUCUCGCUCCCAGCGCCGUCUACUAUUGGUACCUGAUCACAGAGGGCCAGAUCUUCAUCCUCUUCAUCUUCACCUUCUUCGCCAUGACGGCCACAGUGAUGCACCAGAAACGUAAAGGCUUUGUCCCCGAUAGCAAUGGGCUCUUCCUGCUCUACAGUUUCUCCAUCGCCCUGGGUCUGGUCAGCGUCUGGGUGGCUUGUCUCUGGAGCGACCAGGUCCUCCGCAAGAAAUACCGCGGGGUCAUCUACAUACCGGAGCCUUGGGCCUUCUACACUCUGCACAUCAGAGACAAGGGGGCAUCAGCUUGA